This is a messenger RNA of Nothobranchius furzeri (turquoise killifish), 2834 nucleotides long. RefSeq names its product T-cell surface protein tactile. Gene Ontology annotation, biological process: cell-matrix adhesion; inflammatory response. The record is from RefSeq and is a predicted model, not a curated record. NCBI's taxonomy places the organism in Eukaryota, Metazoa, Chordata, Actinopteri, Cyprinodontiformes, Nothobranchiidae.
UUGAGGAAAGGAAGCCAAUGUCAUGAUUUAGACUUGUGGAGUCUGAAUCCCAGUUUGUGUGAAGGCAGACUUGUUCAAAGGGAAUGCAUGCAAUGCUGUGUCUCCUCUCUGACCAGAUGUUGGUGGAAGGUCAGGCUGUACCUAAACUGACCAUUGCUGGACGCUACAUAUCACCCCACAAAAUAGUCUGUAACUGUUGUAAUCGGCAUACAUCUAUAACAUGUAACAUGUAAGAGCAGUUUUAAUGGGUUGUGUCAUUUAAGUGAAGUCCAGCAGGCAGAUUUCUUAUAUUUUACAGAUGUUUCUUUUGUUCUAGCAUGGGAAAGUUUGAAUGUGGGCUGAGCUUUUUUCUGUUUAAUGUAGGGGCUUCCAGGAAAGUAAACCACUGGUCUGCUGCACAGAUCGCUUUCUCUUCUUUUUUUAGGGAGACACAUUACAGCCAAGUUCACCCACUGAAUGAAGAUAAAAUUGAUAUGUUGAGGUUUUAAGGUUAUUUUAGGCUAAUCUUCUUGUAGUUGUGAUCUUAUUAUUGUCGAAACAACAAAAACCGUCCCGUUGGCUGGUUGUUCAGGCAGCAAAUGCAACAUGCUAUCACAAGGUUGCAUCUACCGGUUGUUUUUGCAGAUGCAGUAAAGAUUUGCAUUCUUGUGACAAAACAUAGUGACCACAGUAAUUAGAAAAGUAAAAAAAAUAAAAGCCAUUAAUCAAAGAUGCAUCAAAAGGGAGAACAUUCACAAGUGGAGAAACUUUUGCACUUAAACACGAGGCACUGCUGUCCAACCUGAGGACGUCUGAAGGGAGACAUUUAUUAAAUCAACAAUGUUAAUUAAUCAUUUAGUCUUGUCUGGGUUGUAAUUUCCCUUGGUAUCAAUCUUGAAUUGUACUAAAUCGUCCCUCUGCAUACUGAGACUGACAAAGAGAGCGAGUGACAACAAGGAACUGAGAUUAUUAUCUGCAACAAAACCUUGCGUGAAGUUUUCAGCUCAUAUGUGACUUAGUGAGUCACUUUGUCUCCUUGUGGCUUCCUGUAAAGUGUGGCCAUCCUGUUUCUCAUCUCACAGCCUCAGAUUCACUCUUUAACCUCGGCUGGUAGCGAACUGUUCUUAACUUUGUGAAAUCCCUCGACGGGUUCGGCGUGACUGACUGUAAUCACUUUGCAAAACAUGACCGGAAAGGUGCUGGGAAUAGCGUUCCCUCUACUGCUCUUUUCCUCUGUUAUCCAAGGACUCAAGCACGUUGAGUUGAUCCACAAGGAAGCAGUGGAAGCAGUAGAGGGCCAGAACGUCUCCUUACCUUGUUUGGUGAAAAAUGUUAGUGGUCUAAAUGUCGUUAGUCUGGAAUGGAAAAAGGAUGAAACUAAGCUGGGGAUGUACAACUCAGCCCAUGGACACUAUUAUCACUGGUCCAAUGUGACCAUUCAGAUUAAGCAGGAUGAAGCAAAAAAGUUAUCGGGGUCCCAUCUGCUCCUUCUUCACGUCAACAAAUGGGACAGUGGUGUUUAUGUUUGUGAAAUCACAAGUUUUCCUUUGGGCUCCUUUAGAAAAGAAACCAAUCUAACAGUCAAAGAGGAAAUCAAAUUGGCAUGUGAAGUGGACGGUGGUAUCGAGGUCAAUUAUGGAGAAAAUGCAUUAAUUCACUGCUCUGUUUCAUCUAAUGAUGCUCAGUACAGGUGGACCAAGAAUGAGAACGUGGUGUCAGACGACGCAUCACUGAAGCUGUGGUCGGUGACAGGUGCUCAUGCAGGGGCCUAUAAACUCACAGUCAACACGGGAGGCAAAACUCUGCAUAGAGUUUUCACUAUUGUUGUGCUAAGCGCGACCACAGAUCCCGUGACAACACCAGAAAAAAGUCUUACUGACUCAGCACACUGCAACCGUACAACGUUCCAAAGCACCAAACCUCUAACUCCAGGAAACUUGACCACUCCUCCAAAUCUCAGCAAUGUUCCAGUCACAGCAAAGGAGGACAUGACCUCCUCAACCAGCAUCCCAUCACCUCCCAACACACACUCUAACUCCACCGACGUACUCAACUCCACUGCAUCGUACGAGGACACCACCGAGUUCAGAUCAACACAGGAGAUGACCAACAAAAAGAUGAUGACUGAGGCCACGCCUCACACUCCAGAACCAGCAGGCGUUUUCUCAGAGAGCACAGAGGAGUCAAGCACCGUCGGAAACAUUAAAGAAUCCUCUGAACAUCCUCCGAAUUCAACCUCAUCUACGAGCAUUAAAAUCACAGAGCCUGACAUCGAGAACAAGGGUACCAGAUGGAGUCAGCUGUUCUUGGCGUUAAUCAUCGUUUCGCUGCUGUUAGUGAUUGUCGUGGUCGGCAUUCUCAAGAUGAGGCAAAUCCGACAGAAGAGGAUGGACUUUCCACCUCCGUUCAAACCUCCCCCACCUCCAGUCAAGUACACAGCAGCCCGCCAGUACGAGUUCUCGAUGCAGCCCUUUCCUAUAUCGAGGUGCAACUCGAUAAUAGACCCAAAAGAUAUCAGAACGUUGUAUACGUAGAUGCAGCUGCUCAGAAUUUUGUUUUUGCACUUGCAAGGAUUUGCUGAAGGUGGUUUCCUGCAUGGGUUUCAUGCUUUUAUCUGCAGGCCGUUUUAAACUGCAGUCACAGGAACUGAUGCACAAUGUGUUUCUGUUCAAAACAAGUUUUUCCAUAAGAAUCAGAUCAUAAGUCUUCAUAUGGAAACUUGAGUAAAAAGAGUUUUUGUUUGUAGUUACAUUGAGUACUUUUGUGUUUUUUGUUUGUUUUGGUCAUUCUGAAUAUGAGCUUUGAGGUGUAUCUGUUUUGUGCAAAAUGCAUUAAAACAUUUUUUAUUGCUCCAA